AAGAGUCCGCAGAAAUGGCCAAAACGCAGGAGGUUGAGCGCAUCGCCAAAAAGCUGGAUAAAAUGGUGCACAAGAAAAACACGGACGGCGCUCUUGAUUUGCUGAGGGAACUGAAAAACAUGAAGAUGUCUCUGGAAACUCUGCAGUCAACCAGAGUCGGGAUGUCGGUGAACGCGGUGAGGAAGCAGAGUUCAGAUGAGGAAGUUCAGACUCUGGCCAAAACUCUCAUCAAGUCCUGGAAGAAACUUCUGGACGGUGAAGAAGGGAAGCCUGAUGAGAAGAAGAAGAAGGAAGGCUCUCUUGUGAGGUCGUCGUCUACCUCCAAGGACUCUGGCUCCACUGAGAAGAGCAGUGAGAAGUCUGUGGAGACUCCGACCACGCCCACCGUCCCGCACCGGUUCACCUCUUUCCCCCCGACCCCCGUUACUACGGACAACGUGCGGACCAAGAGUCGAGAGCUGCUGGUGGCGGCUCUGCAGACUGGAGAUGACUUCAAGGCUGUUGGAGUUGACUGUGAACAUCUGGCAGCACAAAUUGAGGAACGGAUAUUUCAGGAGUUCAAAUCCACGGACAUGAAGUACAAGACGCGGCUGCGGAGCCGCAUCUCCAACCUGAAGGACCAGAAGAACCCGGAGCUGAGGCGCAACGUCCUGUGUGGGAGCAUCGCACCUGAACGCAUCGCCUCCAUGACGGCGGAGGAGAUGGCGAGCGCAGAGCUGAAGCAGAUCAGAGAGACUCUGACCAAAGAGUCCAUCAGAGAACACCAGCUGUCCAAGGUCGGCGGAACCGAGACGGACAUGUUCAUCUGCAGCAAGUGUCACGGCAAGAACUGCACGUACACGCAGGUCCAGACCCGCAGCGCCGACGAACCCAUGACCACCUUCGUUCUGUGUAACGGCUGCGGCAACCGAUGGAAGAUCAGCCCUGCGGCCUCCUGCAGCCAAUCAGGAGCAGGCGUGCAAGUGGGCAUCAGACAGUGGCGUGGUCGAAGGUGAGAGGUUACAGAGGUCAGCAGCAGCAGUGCCCAGGUAGGCCACCCUGGUGUGUGUGUGUGUGUGUGUGUGCAUAAACAUUUGAAUUACUAUGCUGACUGGGACUGUUCUGGCGUUUUGAUUUUUGGGGGAUUUUUAAAGUGCAAAACGUUGAAUCAUCCUUGUUUUUUUAUUGGCUAAUUAGAUCUGCAGAGGGUUAUUGAUCACAUCUGUGAGUUUUUCAGGCUGCACUAACGUUCUCGCGCAAUAAACUGGCCGCUGUUAUAGAAAACACACUGAAGAUGUGGAUUUCUGCAGCCAUUUCUGCGUGUAACUGUUAGAAAAUUAGCCYGAAACCUUCCCAGYCUGAACCAACUGGUGUGUGUCCCAGUAACGCCCGUUAGUGCUUCUUCCACACACACUCAGGAUUCUACCGGAAGAACUUUUCUGCCAUCUAUUCUCAGCUGUGUCUAAUUUUUUGACAAAAUGCACUCAUACUCAUACUGGCAUCUGCUUGACAGAAUAAAACACAUUUUUCUUUCAUAUAAAUGCAGCUAAAUUCAGGCAGGAAGAUGUUAUUCCUUGAUUCCACCAUAUUGAAUUUUGAGACCAGGUUUGGACCGAAAUGAGACUUUUUWAAGUUUUCAUAAGAUUCUUUGUUCUCAGUGUUUGAGUUGUCACGGCAACACUAAAUAAACAAAUGAUUUUUAUACUGUUAACCUGCCAUAAUAUCAGGCUGCAGACAGAUUUAGCCUCUAAGCACUUUGUAUUGACUUGUUGCUGAAAAUGUGCUUUAUAUAAAUAAAAUCGUCARGUCAGAAUCAAAAAAUAUAGAAUUUCUAAAACAACUUAAAAUCAUAAAUUAUUUUCCUGCUCAACAAAAACCUCAACAUACAGUAAAUAAAAAUUGAGCUUAAAAAAAAAAAAAAGGAUUUUAAUCUUGGAUCAAAUUUUGCCAUAUUACGCCAAAUUUAAUAAAUUAGCUAAAAGCAGAUUUUUGGGGAACCAAAGUCUGUUUUUCUGUAAAUAUUAGUACAUAAAUGUAAUGUUUUUUCCAAUAAAGUCAAAGAGAACGCAAAAAGCAUGGUUGUAAAAAAGAUGGAUACUUUCUAUUUCAUCAUAUACUUUCCAUCAUUAGAAGAUUUUAACUUUUUUCUAAUCAUUUUUGCUCUAAUUCAAAACAAAAAUCUCUCAACUGGCAUCAACUACCUGCACAAGUUAGCAACCAAACUUAUGUAAUUUUUUUAGUUAUUUUUAGGGGCCACACCAAAUCAGCCCAGGGGCCACAUGUGGCCUCGGGCCGCAGUUUGGACAACCUAGAUGACUAGACAGACUGAAAAGCUCAUAUUGGUUAAUGUGCAAAGUUAAGAUUCAAAAAAGUAAAAUACACCAAAAAAAAAGGUUAUUUCAACACUAAUCAUGAAUUAAUCAAUAAAGCUUAAAAAUGGAGGCUUCAAACUAAACUCUGCUGAUCCUGAAAACCGUUCAGGAAGUCGGUUUGGAUCUUGUGAGGAAUGUGAGUCAAACGGUCAUCAGCUGGAAAACCUGAGUUAAGAGCCUGAGAGGGAAACAGGAAACGGUCAGAGCAGACAUCUUCCUUCUCCUUUUUUAAAACUCUUCGGGCUUUUCUUCAUCACUGCGAUUUAUUUAGUGAAUUAACUUGUGAUUUCUGAACAAUCCCUGUGCGCAGAGUGACUCAAAUAUGAUCAGUGUGUGCCUGUUGUCUGGACUCCAGUGUUUUAUUGCGGUGAUGUGUGUGUGUGUGUGUGUGUGUGUGUGUGUGUGUGUGUGUGUGUGUGUGUGUGUGUGUGUUGGGUGGAGAUCAGUACAGUCUCAGAGGAAUUCUCCUCCGCUUGCAAAAAAAUAAUAUCAUUCAGGUGAGGGACUCAGUAGGAGAAAUAAAAUAAUAAAAAAAAAAAAAAAUAUAUAUAUAUAUAUAUAUAAUAAAAUUGUUUCAUAUAGUUUUCUCUUAAAAAAUAGACUCGUCGUCUUUUUGUAAAUCAGUAGUUGGAAGGAAUGUCGUCCUUCCUUCAUCCGUUUGUUUACGACAGGCGGGAAACGAGCGGUCCAGAAAACGUUGUGGGUUUUGUGUUUUGGUGGGAGAUGGAGGGAGCACCCUGUUUUUCCAGUUGAACGGAGGAAAAACGACAGAAAGAACGGGGGAAUGAUUCAGCAUCCGUCUUUUCCUUUCAGCUUUCCGUCCUUCGUCAGGAGGAGGCGACUGCAGGUCUGGGACGUCCUCCUCUGAUUGGCUGGUUACGGUGGCUGGAGUGUGUGGGGAAGGCCGGGCGUCGAAUCCACCAGAGGUCCAUGGCACAGACGAACGGUUUUCCUCUUGAAAUGCAUCAGACUCUCACAAAGUAGUCAAGUACGUCUCCACAUAACAGAAGAUCCUAACUCAUAAAUACUUAAAUAUCCAGGAACGCGUCCUUCUCCGGCUGUUUACGGCUGAGAAAAAAAAAAAACAGAAAGAGGAAGAAACUAAAUCUGCCUUCAUGGAUGGGCUUGACCUGUAAACACGAGCGAGGAUCAUUGAACUUGAAUAUUUCUGGCAAUAAAUGUUAACCGAUUCUACUUUCCUUCA
This is a messenger RNA of Poecilia reticulata (guppy), 3555 nucleotides long. Lineage: Eukaryota; Metazoa; Chordata; Actinopteri; Cyprinodontiformes; Poeciliidae. The record is from RefSeq and is a predicted model, not a curated record.